AUGGCGAUUAUUGCUGCGACCAUAAUGUCUGACAACCCUGGUGGGCAAAAGGACCCCAAUUGCAAGAAAACAGGGUUUCGAGGACCUUUCGACAUGAACAAAGAACGUGCCAUUGAAGCUGCCCGCAAAUUUUAUGCGGCAGAUUCGAAGCUGACCACCGAGCAACGCAAGGAAAUGUCCCAGAGUUUGUGGAGAUCUUGGGCUAUUCGGCCUAUCGGCGGCCUUGCGUUUGCAAUUGCUGGUAUGGCCGCUCCAAACUGGUUGAAGCGGACAGGCAGAAUGAACCCCAAACGCAAAACUGGGCCCCUACAGUUCUUCUUGGGUCUUGGUGGGCUGUUCUUUGGCCAAGGCGUCACAGCUGCUGUGGGGUACAACUAUUACUACCAGAAGUUUGCCCGCAAAAACCCCAAUCAGGCCAUUGCCUGGGGCAUGAUGGGCUUUGUCCCCUCACGUCUUCCUGCCCGUUACUAUGAACUCACAUCGCGGGAUCCUCGGUACAUUAUGAAGGAUCCAGACACCAUUGAUUGGAAUACUGAAGUGAUGUUCCCGCUCAACUUGGUUGCCCAUCGCGAUAACCAGAGUAAUAUCCAUGUACUGGGUGACAGAAGAGCUGGCGAGAUCCGGCCUGCGUCAUCGACAUACGGCCAACUACCUACCGAGCCAGGGCAAACUACUGAGCGGGAUGGGUUCCUAUCGCAGCCUCCUCAGCCUCCUCAGCCUCCUCAGUCUCAGCAAGCUCAGAGGACCUCGAAACCGGGAUCAUCGUGGGAUUGCGUUCGUGGCGGCAGCAGCCUUCAGCCCUCCCCGCCCGCGGAUCAAGGCUGGUUACCCCCACCUUUGCCUGAUGUACCCCAGCAGGAGUUUACAGGGCUUCAAAGUGAAAAGCCCAAGAACGAACUUGAAGAGGAACAAGCCAAAUUCGACGAAAUGGUUGAAAAAGCUCGGAAAGGUGCCGGUGUAGGUGAUGAUUUCACCGAAACUGAGAAGAAGUGGCGAUAA
Messenger RNA from Wickerhamiella sorbophila, 999 nucleotides. RefSeq lists its product as hypothetical. The record is from RefSeq and is a predicted model, not a curated record. The transcript has a single exon. Lineage: Eukaryota; Fungi; Ascomycota; Dipodascomycetes; Dipodascales; Trichomonascaceae. Bases 1 to 999 code for a protein of 332 amino acids.